Molecule: messenger RNA, 3689 nt
Organism: Carassius gibelio (silver crucian carp)
Lineage: Eukaryota; Metazoa; Chordata; Actinopteri; Cypriniformes; Cyprinidae
Product: gamma-aminobutyric acid type B receptor subunit 2
Biological process (GO): gamma-aminobutyric acid signaling pathway; G protein-coupled receptor signaling pathway
Cellular component (GO): membrane; G protein-coupled receptor heterodimeric complex
Molecular function (GO): G protein-coupled GABA receptor activity
Source: RefSeq, a predicted model, not a curated record
GCAGUGUAAGUUUGUUACACUGAUGCUUACUUUUCAAGCACAGGCCUGAUUUUUCUCUGGUGGGAUGGAAUACUGGUGGAGCUUGGUGAAUGUUCUCACUUUUUGGGAACUGACUCAGAUGCCAUCAUACUAUUGCCUGGUGCGACAUAAACUGCCAGUUUUAUGGAUUAUGCCACUAAGCGGAGAUCCAGGGAGGGGCAACAUUACGGCAGAGGUGCUUCCUGCUGUUGAGCUAGCACUGCAUCAUUUGAGUGAGCAGCCAUCUCCUUUAGGCAACUACGAGCUUCAGUUUCACCUCACAGACUCACAGUGUGAUAAUGGCAAAGCACUCAAAGCAUUCUUUGACACUAUAUUCAAUGGCCCCAAACCUGUCAUGAUCUUUGGAGGGGUGUGUUCGUCAGUGACAUCUAUCCUAGCCCAGUCUCUGGAAGGUUGGAACCUUGUUCAGCUGUCGUUUGGAGUAACAGCACCUUCACUGGCCAACAAAAGAAGAUUUCCAAACUUCUUCCGUACUGUGCCGUCGGACAGUGCAGUUAAUGUGGCGCUGGUGAGGUUUCUCAGGCAGUAUGGAUGGAGCAGAGUCGGUACACUGACUCAGCGUGAGCAGAGGUCCACAGAGAUACAGAGAGACUUAAGCAGACAUCUGAAGGCGGCUAACAUCCAGCUUGCAGAGGCAGAGAGCUUCUUUGAAGCCCCUUGUGAUAGUGUGAAAAAACUGAAGGACAAUGAUGUGAGAAUAGUGAUAGCUCAUUUUGAUGUGAGCUUAGCUGCUAAAGUCUUCUGCUGUGUGUAUAAUCUCAGCAUGUAUGGCCAAAAGUACCAGUGGAUUCUGCCGGGCUGGACCCAAUCCAGCUGGUGGACUGACACUGACUCCACAACCUGUACAGCGGGAAACAUACUGACUGCCAUAGAGGGAUCCAUCAGUGCAGAUAUUGAGACUCUUAGCACCAGAAACAUUAGAGGGAUCUCUGGUAGGACACCUCAGGAGUACGAGAAGGAGUAUGACGAAAGACGACAGCUGAAGUAUCUGGGAGCCAGCAAGUUUCAUGGCUUUGCUUAUGAUGGUACUUGGGUAAUUGCCAAAGUUUUAACGAGAGUCAUGGAGACUGUGAGGUACAGAGAGAGAUACAGCAUCCAUCGCAACUUUACUGUCACUGAGCAAGAAGUGGGACGGAUGAUUCUGGAGGCCAUGGAAGAGAUCAACUUCUUUGGUGUGACAGGUCACAUUAUGUUCCAAAACGGUGAAAGAAUGGCCAAUGUUUUGUUUGCUCAGUGUCAAGAUGGAAUGGCUGUCAAUAUUGAAAAAUAUAGUGCCAUUACAGACGAACUAGAGUUCAUCAGUCCAAUCAGAUUUCAAAGGGAUAAACCCACAAAGGACCGAACCAAUGUUUACCCUCACAAGAAACGCAUCAAUAUAUUUCUCUACGGUAUUGUGGCGUUUCUAAAUUUCUUGGGAAUUUUUACAGCUUGUAGUUUCCUGGUCUUCAGUGUGAAACACCGCACUCAUUGGGCCAUUAGCAUGUCAAGACCUUUUAUGAACGCUUUGAUUAUUUUUGGCACUGUGUUGUCUUAUUCCUCCAUUUUCUUCAUGGGACUAGAUGGGUCUUAUGUUUCCGACAGAGUGUUUGACGUUUCUUGCUCUGUGCAAAUAUCAUGUUUAUCUAUUGGAUGUACAGCAGCUUUUGGGGCAAUGUUUGCAAAAACAUGGACAAUUCAUUCAUUAUUCAAAAACCACAGCAGUGAAAAAAAGGCCAUGAAGAACUAUGGGCCGGUUCUCCUUGUUAUGUUUCUUUUGUUAAUUGACCUGAGUUUAUUAAUUUGUCAGCAAAUUUUGGAUCCUUUGAAAAGAACAGUGAAGGAGUAUCAUAUAGUGGCUGAUCCUCAUGGGCAAGAUUUUUUUAUUCAGCCCUUUUCAGAGCGAUGUGAAAACACAUACAUGGGUUUCUGGAUGACUGCAUUCUACGUCUAUAAGGGGAUAAUCCUGCUGAGUACAUGUUUCCUGGCAUGGAUCACACGCCACAUGAACAUCCCUGCCGUAAAUGACAGCAGGAGUAUCCGAAUCAGUGUGUUUGUGUCAGUCCCAGUGAUUCUGAUUGGUACAUGUGCAUCCAUGCUGUGGCAGGACCAGCCAAAUGUGCAGUUCUGCAUUGCGACCCUUGUGAUCAUCACAUGCUGCUGUAGCACUCUUUGUAUGGUGUUUAUUCCAAAGAUUAUUAUAAUAAGGAUGGGUCCUGAUCCUGAAUUCUUGUCGAGGAGGUUCCACCUCACACAGUGGCAUGGCGAAUUAGAAAAGGAGAGUGGACUAUACAAUGAUGAGAGGAACAUUAUGGAGCAGAACAACACAGGAGCAUCUGUCUGCGUGACAGACAUGACACAGAACGUCUCGUCUAGUCUGGACAUUGUACUGUCAGAAAACGUACACCUCAUAUGGCACAUCAAUGAAUUGGAUUCAGAACUGGAGGAUUUAACCAGGCAACUGCAUGAACUGAGCGCUCAUGUUGUGGAGAAUGUCAUCAUCAGAAGUUUUGUGCACAAAGCAGUCAAAGAGAAAUGUCGCACUCUCCCUGAAAGCUCCAACUGUAACAGGAGACUGCUGGAGGACAUUAACUCCCCUGAACACAUUCAGCGCAGGCUGUCUCUGCAGUUACCCAUCCUACAUCAUGCCUAUCUGCCCUCCAUUGGAGGAGUGGAAUCCAGUCCUCUGAAUAGCCCUUUUGAAAGCCCUAUAUACGCCAGUGCCAGGACAUAUGGAGUGCUGGUGACAGGAUUGUGGUUUACUGUACACUAGGAGACAAAAUAAGCAUAUAUAAUAUUUCAAAAUUACCUGUAUAUAUUGUAUAUAUGCAGUAUAUCUGUUAACCUGUAAUGAAACUCACAAUUAUAAUUUAAAUGUAAAAAUUGAAUUAUUUUAAGGUCUAAAAAGAAAGCUGCUUUUUAAUGUCCUGAUUAUAUUUUGAGAACAGAACAGACAAAUAUGUCUCAUGUCAUGUGUAUUUCUAAAACAUUGAGGAAACCUUUGAGAGUGACUGAAUCCAAAACUAUGUACUAUGCACUUUUUUUGUUUUUGUUUUGUUUUUUGUACUGUGUUACACAACGCAGUGCACUGAAGUGUGCUACCCACUCUUUAUUGUCUGUGUUGUUAAGGUCAAGAGGUGUACAGACUAAAACUGAAAGUGAUCACUGCUGACUUUUAUGCAAGUGAAAUUCACACCUUCGUCACUAUAUAAGAGUAAGACUCGUUAAAAGCUCUGUGGUUGUGGUCGAGAGAUCUGACUUUCUGAAACUGUUUCAAAAGACUGUACAGCGGGCAUUUAGAUAGCACUAUAGAUGAGUGGCAUAAGGAACAUGUAUGCCCUAAAUAGUUUGUUAAUUUGCCAGCAAGAUCCUUUGGUGUAAUGGAAUGAUUUUUCAGGAAUCUUAUAAAGAAGUUAUUGGUUUUUAGGACUUAUAUCUUAAUGUCCCUGCCCCAGUCUUUGAAUUAUUAUGAUGAUUGGAUUGGUCCUGGUGAAAUGGGGCAGGUUGCUCUACCUGAAUACAUGAUUUCAAUGCUUUAAGGUUGUCACUCAGGUGCUAUGUAUAAGCACUGCUCAUAAAUAUUUGUAAAAUACAAUGUAUCACUGCCUUAGUUAGACUUUUGAUGACUGCAGCGCCACAAAACACAUUCUAAACAAAGCAGUCAUACUGAAGAU